Molecule: messenger RNA, 1047 nt
Organism: Cyphomyrmex costatus
Lineage: Eukaryota; Metazoa; Arthropoda; Insecta; Hymenoptera; Formicidae
Exons: 2
Coding region: 1-1047 (348 amino acids)
Source: RefSeq, a predicted model, not a curated record
AUGAAUCGUGACAUCCUGAAGAUCGGAGGUGCUCCGAUCUUCGACGAUCGCAUCGUUAAAAUAGAGACUCACACUUACAAUCCGUACGCUAACACUACAUUCGGAUAUAGCGAUGAAAUACGAAUACCGAUUCAACACCAGGAUCUCUACACGUUACCGUGCGAAACUGAAAGAAAUAAAACGUUAGAGAAUGCAGGAUGGAAAAUUGCAUUUUCUCUAGACUCUUUGCUCGAUCGACCAAUAACAGCAUCUGAAGAGUUUAACUUCUGUGUACCGCUCAUCACACUUCUUGGAUUUUGUGAGGACUACAAACAUAUAGUGAUAAACGCCCGACAUGAACUCGUUCUGAUACGUGCGCGUAACGACAACAAUUGCGUUAUCACUAGCGACACCGAAGAAUUUACACUCACAUUAUCAAAAGUACAAUGGAAGAUGCCGCACGUGAUACUGAACGACGUAAACAAAUUAUCACUCUUGCGAACGUUGGAAAACGGACGAUAUCUCAGCAUGGGAUUUCGAUCUUGGGAUUUGUACGAGUUUCCUCUACUUCAGAGCACGACGAAGCAUUCGUGGGCUGUGAAGACAACGUCGCAUUUGGAAAAACCACGAUACGUGAUCCUUUUGCUUCAAACUGGAAAGCGAAACGUACUCUCUCAGGAUAGUACUCGUUUCGACGCGUGCGCGCUCGUCAACGUGAAACUCUUUUUGAACUCCGAUUUUUUUCCAUACGAUGAUAUGAAUGUGGAUUUUGAACGUAAUAAAGUCGCAAUACUAUACGACAUGUAUACAAAAUUUGCCAACUCGUACUACGGCUACGAAAGAAACGAAACUUUGUUAUCACUCGCGCAAUUUAUUUCGUCCGCGCCACUCGUGGUGAUCGAUUGCUCUCGUCAAAACGAAUCUGUAAAGAGCGCAACCGUGGACAUUCGUAUCGAAUUCGAAUGUAGAGCAAACAUUCCGCCGAGCACUACGGCCUAUUGUCUAAUUAUUCAUGACAGAGUAAUAGAGUACAUUCCAUUGACAAAUGUCGUUCGUAAAAUUAUCUAA